UAGUUUGAAUAAUUUCAUGCUAUAUUCAUUCAUUUCAAACACCUCAUUCUAGUAUAUUUAUUCUAUUCAUUCAUUCAUUCAAACAUCACUUUCUCUUCUACAAAAGCCAUUGACAAACACUAGGCUGAUCUCCAAUUUAACAACAAAUCCCAACAAAUUAAUCCACUGAAAUUUCUCAUCAUUAUUAUUACAGUGAUAAUAAUAUGGAAAUUAUGCAACACUCUUCCUCUUUUCUUCUUCCACCAAUUCCGGGUUCUUCGCUAAAAUACGCCAUGGUAAUUCUUAACCAGCGUCUCCCUCGUUUUGCCCCACUUAUUUGGGACCAUGCAAAAUUAAGAAUUUGUGCAGAUGGAGGAGCUAAUCGUUUAUUUGAUGAAAUUCCCCAAUUUUUCCCUCUUGAAAAUCCCAUUGAUGUUCGCAAAAGGUAUAUGCCAGAUUUAAUUAAAGGUGACAUGGACUCCGUCAGAGCAGAGAUUCUGGAUUUUUAUACAAAUCUGGGGUGUGAUGCAAUAAAUGAAUCUCAUGACCAAGAUACCACAGACCUUCACAAGUGUAUAUCACAUCUCAGUAAUCUGACUCCAGAAUCUGAGAAAUCAGAUCUAUGCAUUCUUGUAACCGGAGCACUUGGUGGACGCUUUGAUCAUGAAGCUGGGAACAUUAAUGUUCUUUAUCGAUUCUCUAACUUGAGAAUAAUCCUUCUUUCAGAUGACUGCUUGAUCCAACUUCUCCCUAAAACUCAUCAUCAUGAGAUCCAUAUUCAGCCUUCUGUUGUUGGGCCGCAUUGUGGAUUAUUACCAAUUGGAGUGCCUGCUUUUCAUACCACAACCUCUGGCUUAAAAUGGAACCUCAAUGACACGGAGAUGAUGUUUGGCGGCUUGUUAAGUACAUCAAACAUAGUGACUGGAGAUAUAGUAUCAGUUCGUUCUGAUGCAGAUCUAAUAUGGACAAUUUCCAUUAAAAAGUGACACGAGUCUCAUGUUUAUGCAGUCUUAAGAGAACAUUGUAUACCGCCAUUUCAUUGAUUUUGGAAAACAAUAAAGGUGUCAAGAAAGCUUUACACAUUAGAUUGUGUAGUUAAGCCAUAAUCGUUACUCAAGUAUAAUUAUAUUCUAGUUUA
Molecule: messenger RNA, 1117 nt
Organism: Chenopodium quinoa (quinoa)
Lineage: Eukaryota; Viridiplantae; Streptophyta; Magnoliopsida; Caryophyllales; Amaranthaceae
Product: thiamine pyrophosphokinase 2-like
Exons: 6
Coding region: 204-965 (253 amino acids)
Biological process (GO): thiamine diphosphate biosynthetic process; thiamine metabolic process
Molecular function (GO): thiamine binding; ATP binding; thiamine diphosphokinase activity
Source: RefSeq, a predicted model, not a curated record